Heterobilharzia americana is the source of this 246-nucleotide messenger RNA. The record is from the annotation of a GenBank genome assembly. NCBI's taxonomy places the organism in Eukaryota, Metazoa, Platyhelminthes, Trematoda, Strigeidida, Schistosomatidae.
AUGUCAAAAAUCCAUCUAAGCUCAGUAAUACACAGUUACAACCUAAUACAAGGUCAACUCAAAGAUAUUUAUGCUCAUGUCGAUCAUGUUACUAUCCCACUAACGGAUUAUUAUGCAUCCUGUCAUAUUUGUGAAGCUCAAAAACGUAAAAGUAAAUAUUUUCAAUUUAUCAUUUAUUUCAUUCACACUGUGGAUUUUACUAUAGAAAAUUUUGAUAUACAUUUUAACAAUAACAGAAUUAUAUGA